AUGAGCGAUUCAAAAUCGGCCACAGGCGUCACCGACGUGCACCAUGAGGGCGAUAUACCCGAUGAGAAGGACCCCAAGGUCCUGGCCAAUGCGGAUCUCAUGAAUGAUGCCUUUGACGGCGAGAACCGCGAACAUGAGAUGGGUGCUUGGGAGGCGUUUAAGAGCCAUCCAUGGGCCUGCUUGUGGGCUUUCAUCAUGUGCUUCACUAUUGUCAUGGAAUCAUUCGACAUGUUCCUCAACACCAACUUUGUCGCUCUUACCGCUUUUCAAAAAAACUUUGGCGUCCCCGUCAAAGGAACUUCCGAUUAUUCUAUCCCGACACGGUGGCAGAGCGCUCUCUUCCAGUCUGGUCAGUGUGGUGCCUUUGUUGGUGUCUUCAUGGCCGGUCCCAUCACCAAUCGGCUGGGCUACCGCUGGACAACCAUCUUGGCUCUCGUGCUGAUGAACGCCACUAUCUUCAUCUCCUUCUUUGCGGACUCUCUUACCGUCCUCGUCAUCGGCCAAGCUUUUGAGGGUGUACCCUGGGGUCUCUUCAUCGCAAACUCCCCUGCCUAUGCUAGCGAGAUCGUUCCUCUCGUCCUCCGAGGCGCCUGCACAGCGACACUGCAAAUGAGCUGGUCUAUCGGGUCUAUCAUCGUCGCUGCAGUCACGUAUGUCUACAACAGGAAGUCCGGCCAGUGGGCUUACCGCCUGCCUCUGGCCUUGCAGUGGAUGUUCCCGACCCCUCUCUUGGUUCUCGUCUUUCUGUCGCCCGAAUCUCCCUGGUGGCUCAUUCGCCGUGGCCGUAAGAAGGAGGCUCUCCGUUCGAUUGAGCGCCUCGGCGACAGGGCCGGACAGAACGCUCAACAGACGCUGGCGAUGAUGGAGCGUACCGUCGAGAUCGAAGCGCAGAUAGGCGGAUCCCCGACGCUGCUUGAUCUCUUUAAAGGCACCGAUUUGCGGCGGACAAUUAUCACGUGCUUGAUGUAUGCAUCGCAGAACUUUGCUGGUAACCUGAUUGCAAAUCAGGCCACCUUCUUCUUUGAGCAAGCCGGAAUUUCGCCCGAGAAAGCCUUCCAGCUUAACCUGAUCAAUUCGUGCCUUCAGUUUGUCGCCAACGUCUGCUCCUGGUUCCUGGCUUCCUGGUUUGGCCGCAGGACCAUCUAUCUCUGGGGCACAGCCACCAACAUCACGCUGCUCUUUAUCCUCGGAAUUUGCGCAUCGGUCGAGCAGAACCACAAGACCAAUCUUGCCCAGGCCUGUUUGGGUGUGGUCAUCUCGUUUGUCUUUGCCGGUUCGCUGGGACCGAUCUCGUACACUAUCAUUUCCGAGACAUCAUCCGUCCGUCUUCGGGCCCUGAGCACGGGCGUCGGUCGUGCUGCCUACUAUGUUGCAGAGAUCCCGAUGAUCUACCUGGCCUCGAAGCUGCUCAACACGACGGGCUGGAACCUUGCGGGCAAGUGCGGCUACGUCUGGGGAAGCACGGCUUGCGUCUGCUGGGUCAUGGCCUACUUCUUCCUUCCCGAGCUCAAGGGCCGCUCCUACCGCGAGAUCGACAUCCUGUUCAACCGCAGGCUCCCUGCCAGGAAGUUCAAGUCUGUCGUCAUCGACGUCCAGGACAACCAUUAG
Grosmannia clavigera kw1407 is the source of this 1608-nucleotide messenger RNA. Its product is annotated as maltose permease. Gene Ontology annotation, cellular component: membrane. Gene Ontology annotation, molecular function: carbohydrate:proton symporter activity. The record is from RefSeq and is a predicted model, not a curated record. The transcript has 5 exons. NCBI's taxonomy places the organism in Eukaryota, Fungi, Ascomycota, Sordariomycetes, Ophiostomatales, Ophiostomataceae. Gene Ontology annotation, biological process: carbohydrate transport; transmembrane transport. Bases 1 to 1608 code for a protein of 535 amino acids.